Plasmopara halstedii is the source of this 327-nucleotide messenger RNA. RefSeq lists its product as uncharacterized. The transcript has 4 exons. The record is from RefSeq and is a predicted model, not a curated record. NCBI's taxonomy places the organism in Eukaryota, Oomycota, Peronosporomycetes, Peronosporales, Peronosporaceae. The coding region runs from base 1 to 327 and encodes 108 amino acids.
AUGGAGAUGAGUGAAAGCUACAUGAGGCCUAAAUAUUGGGACAUGAGUUUUAGGGAAAACAACAAUACAUACCACGUCACGAUAUUAUUACAGAAAAACUACGAACUAGGAUCAAUAAUAGCAGUCAAAGUAGGCAGCAAAAUGAUGCUUGCCGUCAACAACGGCUUACCUUUAAUGAAAAAGCACCGACUAGUACAGACACCGUUUUGGUUUUCGACCCGCCACAAUUGCUGUUAUAAAUUUAUUUUUAAAAUGCUUGUCUGCUAUAAUCGUUCAGUUGAUGAGAGAGAUUUAGAGACCUCCCGACUUUGGGGCUGGACGCGUUAA